Molecule: messenger RNA, 1416 nt
Organism: Papaver somniferum (opium poppy)
Lineage: Eukaryota; Viridiplantae; Streptophyta; Magnoliopsida; Ranunculales; Papaveraceae
Product: probable xyloglucan endotransglucosylase/hydrolase protein 28
Exons: 3
Coding region: 198-1244 (348 amino acids)
Biological process (GO): xyloglucan metabolic process; cell wall biogenesis
Cellular component (GO): apoplast; cell wall
Molecular function (GO): hydrolase activity, hydrolyzing O-glycosyl compounds; xyloglucan:xyloglucosyl transferase activity
Source: RefSeq, a predicted model, not a curated record
UCAGUGCCCUCUCCUUUUUUUCGUAUUAUAUCUCUCUCUUUCUUCAUUCACUCAUAACUCUCUCUCUGGAGCAGAGCAUAGCACCAUUGAAUAAACAAAGAAAAUUACACCACAAAAGAGGAGAAGAAGAAGAGUGAAUCAUCAUCAAAACACACACAAGAAGAGACCUUAAUUGUGGUACAGAAGAAACAAGAGAAAUGAAGGAAUUUAUGUUUAUUUGUAUGUUGAUUAGUAUCUCAACUACUGUCUCUGUAGCAUCAUCAACAUCAUCUUCCUUGAGAAAGAAUCUGCCAGUACUAUCAUUUGAUGAAGGUUAUAAUCAUCUAUUUGGAGAUAGCAAUCUUGUGACUAAUUCUAAAGAUGAUGGUGGUAAAACAGUUCAUCUUUUACUAAACAAAAGAACAGGUUCAGGGUUUGUUUCUCAAGACCUUUAUCUUCAUGGAUUUUUCAGUGCUUCUAUCAAAUUACCAGCUGAUUAUACUGCCGGGGUUGUCGUUGCCUUUUACAUGUCAAAUGGAGAUAUAUUUGAGAGAAACCAUGAUGAAUUAGACUUUGAGUUCUUGGGCAACAUAAGAGGAAAAGAUUGGAAGAUUCAAACAAAUGUUUAUGGGAAUGGAAGCACAAAUAUUGGUAGAGAAGAAAGAUAUGGUCUCUGGUUUGAUCCAUCUCAAGAUUUUCACCACUACUCCAUUUUAUGGACUCAAUCUCACAUCAUAUUUUAUGUGGAUGAUAUAGCCAUAAGAGAAGUGAAAAGGAGUGAAGGAAUGGUUGGAGAUUUCCCUUCGAAGCCAAUGUCUUUGUAUGCAACUAUAUGGGAUGGUUCAACUUGGGCUACAAAUGGUGGUAAAUACAAGGUAAAUUACAGAUAUGCCCCUUAUGUUGCCGAAUUUACACACCUUGUUCUUCAUGGUUGCACGGUAGACCCAAUUGAACUAUCAUCCAUCAAUUGUGAUGGUGAUGCAACCACCAACAAUCUUGAUAUCUUGAGUUCAAUCAAAAAUACACUCUCGUCGGAUCAGCGGGUUGAAAUGAUGAAGUUUAGAGAGAAACAUAUGAUGUAUUCAUACUGCUACGACCACACAAGAUACUUGUCACCUCCAGAAGAAUGUGUGCUGGACAGCCUUGAAGCCAAGCGACUCCAACAAUUCGACCCGGUAACCUUCGGAAACGGACCUAUUGCUCCUAGACACAAGGGAAAAGGCAGACAUCGUCUUAGUCGAACGGGUUCAAUGGUCAACAUUUGAACAAGAUAGGUGGUAUGGUAUCAUCUUACAACCAUAUGGGUAUUAUUGAAUAAAUUUGAUUUUUUGUGCAAUUACAUUUUAUUUUAUAAGCCUUGUAUUAUUACAUUUGUGGAUUGAGAUGUGAUUUCUUAUUUUUGGAUAUUCUUGGUACUGUAUAUAACCAAUUCUUGUC